Messenger RNA from Asparagus officinalis (garden asparagus), 937 nucleotides. RefSeq names its product VQ motif-containing protein 31-like. The transcript has 2 exons. NCBI's taxonomy places the organism in Eukaryota, Viridiplantae, Streptophyta, Magnoliopsida, Asparagales, Asparagaceae. Bases 330 to 866 code for a protein of 178 amino acids. The record is from RefSeq and is a predicted model, not a curated record.
ACCAUUUUACUUGAAACCGCUUCGCUCGUUCCUCUCGCUGGAGCUACGUACGCACCUCUCCCUGUUCCCGUGCUCCUUCGGCACACGAUUAGGAUCUGACUGUCGCGAUCUUUGUUCACGCCUUGUUGACUUGGUUGUCGUACACAUAAAUAGCUCUUGAGCUGUACACGUUUGCAUAUCGGAGUUAAAAAGUUCUUUGCUUCUUCUUCAUACGUAUUCAUUCUUCUCUCGUUUCCUCUGCUUAUCCCUCAGCUCUCUCCUGUUGCAGCGCGAUAUCUUGAAGUUGAAGAUAUCUAGAAUUGUGGACGCAUGCCAGAAUUCAACUAUUUAUGGAGAAACCAUCAGGCCCAAGCUCAAGCCCAAAGGCCCGCAGCCCAUCGACUACAUUCGUAGAAACGGAUCCAACUACCUUCAAAGAGCUCGUCCAAAGACUUACUGGGCCGAAUUAUCGAUCUUCAGCCAAAACCAGUCCAAGCACCUCGUCCACAGCUCUAAAGCCCGCUAGUGUCAAAAGGCCCACAUUCAAGCUUCAGGACAGAAGACAGGGCCGACGACAGAAGCUUACUAUCAUAAGGCCCAACACACCUGUGGUUCCCCUAAUGGGCUUCACAUUGUCUAGCCCAUCCGGCCAUCAUUCAACAUUGAUUUCCCCUUCGGCUUACAUAUCGGGCCUGAAGUUAAGCGAUGAGAAGUGCAAGAAAGCGUCAAGUUUGGGCUCGGACGAGGAGGCAGAGGAGAAGGCUAUUAGGGAGAGAAGGUUUUACUUGCACCGCUCACCUACGGCCUCUAGGCCAAAUAGUUCUGAGCCCGAGUUGUUGACACUGUUUCCACUCACCUCUCCGUCAUCAAAGCCUGUUGGGCCUUAGGCGGUGGCCUUUUUGCUUCUGUUUCUUGAUCACCAUUGAUAUUCAAUUUCCUAUGUGCGCUUGUACUUGUA